This is a messenger RNA of Ornithorhynchus anatinus (platypus), 1632 nucleotides long. Its product is annotated as TSC22 domain family protein 4. Gene Ontology annotation, biological process: response to osmotic stress. The record is from RefSeq and is a predicted model, not a curated record. Lineage: Eukaryota; Metazoa; Chordata; Mammalia; Monotremata; Ornithorhynchidae.
CCAGCCCCUCGGCCCCGCAGCCCCCGGGGGUCCUGAGCCCGUCGGCCGUCCCCUCCCCUCCCGCCCCCCGGCCCUCCCUCGGGGGACCAUGAGCGGGGGCAAGAAGAAGAGCAGCUUCCAGAUCACCAGCGUCACCACCGACUACGACGCCCCCGCGGGGGGUCGGGCCGGGCCCCCGGGCCCCCGCCUCCCCGACGGGGAGCCCGGCCAGCCGCCGCCGCCCCCCGGGACCCAGGCCUCCCGCUUCCGCGUGGUGAAGCUGCCCCAGGGGCUGGGGGAGCCCUACCGGCGCGGCCGCUGGACUUGCGUGGACGUCUACGAGCGGGACCUGGAGCCCCCCGGGCCGGGCCGCCUCCUGGACGGGGCGCGGGCGGGCGGAGGGGCCGGGGGCCGCUCCCUGGACUCCCGGCUGGAGCUGGCCGGCCUGGCCCUCGGGCCCCCCGGGCCCCCCGGGCCCCCCGGCCCGCAGCCCGGCCCCCACUCGGCCCCCCGCCUCCGCCCGCCGGGCCCCGGCCCCGCCGCCCAGGCCCGCUCCUUCACCGGGGGGCUGGGGCAGCUGGCCGCCGGCCCCGGCCGGGCCCGGACCCCGCCCCCUCAGCGGCCGCAGCCGCCGCCGCCCCCCCCGGACGCCAGGUGGGACCCCGCGGCCGGCGAGGGCCCGGCGCCCCGGGCCUCCACCCCCGUGCCCGCCCUGAGGCUGGAGGCCGACGGGGGGACCCCGGCGUCCACGCCCCCCACCGCCAGGAGGAAGGACGGGCCCGCCUGGCCCAGGAGGGACCCCGCCGACGACCGGGGCCUGCUUCCUCUCGGGGGCUCCCGCCCCUCCUCCCCGGCCCUGUCCCUGCUCCGAGAAGGCAGCCCCGCCCGGAAGACCCCCGACCCCUUCGGCGUGGCCGCCCAGCGCCUCGGCCUCUUUGUCAUCGGAGGGGCCGUAGACAGCGACGAUGACAGCGGUUCCGGAAGCAUGGUGGCCAUCGACAAUAAGAUCGAACAAGCCAUGGUCCGCUUUCUCCUGGACCCUCGGCCCUCCCGGGACGCAUCGGCCGAGCCGGGACCGGAGCCGGGCAGCCCGGCCGCCCCGGAGCUGCACAGCAGCCUGGGCCUGCAGCUGCAGCUGCAGCGGGCGGCGGCCCAGGAGGCCGACGACGAGUUCGACGCCCUGAGGGCGGCCGAGGAGCAGCUGAGGACCUCCUUCCUCACCCGCUGCGGCCUCGACGGCAGCUUGGCCGAGGGCCUGAACGUGCCCAGGUCGCGGCGCCUGUUUCGGGACCUGGUGAGCCUGCAGGUGCCGGAGGAGGCCGUUCUCAGCGAGGCGUUGAGGGAGAGACUGGCGCUGCUGCCCCCCCCGCCCUGAGACCCGCCAGGUCCGGCCCCGGACCUGCUGGCGCGGUGCGACCCCCCUACGCUGGCGGCCGAGUCGCCGCUCCUGAGCCUGGCGGGGCUGCCCGCCCCGCGGCUGCAGCGGCCCCGGCCCCGCCCGCCCGCGGCCACCUUCCUCAUGUACCAGGCCCUGCGCCGCUGGGAUGCCUAGCGAGGGCGGGGGCAGAAGGGGCGGCCGCCCUCUGACCCACCUCGACGGCUCCAGCGCUUCCCACUCGGAUUUUGUACGAAUAAAGUCUGUUGGUAACGGCC